Arachis ipaensis is the source of this 635-nucleotide messenger RNA. Lineage: Eukaryota; Viridiplantae; Streptophyta; Magnoliopsida; Fabales; Fabaceae. The record is from RefSeq and is a predicted model, not a curated record.
UCCUUAUAAUUUCUAGUUAUAAUUUUCUCUCGUAUCAGAUAUUACAAUCCAUGAAGGACGCUUUGUGCUGAUGUUGUAUGUUCAACAGGUUUUUGGCGUUCUUUCACUUCAUAGAGGCAUGUCCAAUAACAAUCGAAGGACACAGUCAGUGGAAAAUAGUAACUUUGAAGGGCUCAACGAACACGGGAGCAAGCCAUAUGACGGGACAUGCUUCUGCCGUCUUCAGGUGGUGGCGUUGAAGUCGAAGACGAGGAGAAACCCAGGGAGAUGGUUUUUCAGGUGUCCUCUGUGGAAGACGAAGAACACUGGGUGUCGUUAUUUUCAAUGGAUGGACGAAACCAACGAGGAAUCUGUUGGGCUAGAGGAAAUCUCGAAGAAUGGAACACUAGUAUGCAAUGAAUGUGGAGUCUUGAAAGAGAGAUUUACCAGUCUUGAGACAGAGACCAUACACAGAGAUGGAAAGAUGAUGAGGGAGCACAUGAAGAGAGUUGAAUUGUUUCUAUGCAUCAUUCUGUGUGGAAUUGUACUGAGUUUGAUUUUGAGUGUGAUUUGUUUGGUUAGAUAGGAGAAGGGAUGCAUGCAGGACAAACAAUGGAUGUUAUGUGUUAUUGUUUUGUGGAAUUUAUGUUGACAUU